Gastrolobium bilobum is the source of this 2258-nucleotide messenger RNA. RefSeq names its product WD40 repeat-containing protein HOS15-like. Gene Ontology annotation, cellular component: histone deacetylase complex. Gene Ontology annotation, biological process: regulation of transcription by RNA polymerase II. The coding region runs from base 287 to 1963 and encodes 558 amino acids. Lineage: Eukaryota; Viridiplantae; Streptophyta; Magnoliopsida; Fabales; Fabaceae. The record is from RefSeq and is a predicted model, not a curated record. Gene Ontology annotation, molecular function: transcription corepressor activity; protein binding. The transcript is spliced from 14 exons.
GAGUUAAGUAAGCGGCAAAUACAACCCAACCUUAUUGCGUUAGCGUGACUCUGGCAGUUUCUAAUCCUUCCCCGGUGCUAACCGGUAACGACGGUUCAUCCGGCUCUUCCACGUGUCCCUUCAACUUCAACGUAACCUUCAACUUCUAGAAUAAGAGCCUUCUUCUUCUCAAGCUCGCACCGGUGCGGUGCUUUUCUCUUCCUCCGUUUUCGCUCUGGUCGUCGAGGUGGAACUCAUGGUCGCGUAACCGUUCUCGAAGGCCGUUAACGCCGCUUGCUUUGAGAACAUGACCUCCAUCACCUCCGUCGAACUCAAUUACCUUGUGUUUCGUUACCUUCAAGAAUCAGGUUUCACACAUUCUGCUUUUGCUUUUGGUUAUGAGGCCGGUAUUAACAAAACCCCCAUUGAUGGAAAUUUGGUGCCGCAAGGUGCUCUGGUUACAUUUGUUCAGAAGGGGCUACAUUAUUUUGAGAUGGAAGCCAACUUGAGUAAUUGUGAUGCAGACCUGGAAGAAGAUUUUUCAUUCUUAAAACCUUUGGAUCUUAUCACAAAAGAUGUGCAUGAACUUAGGCAAAUGGUAAGUGAAAGACGGAAAAAACUACAUAAGGAGAGAAAUAAGGAAUUUGAAAAGGAGCAUGUGGGUGAACGUAAACGGGCAAGAGAAAAGGAAAGACAUGAAAGGGAGAAAGAAGUUGAAAAGGAUAGGGAGAAGAUAGAAAAUGAUAAAGAGCGGGAACAUCAGCGUGGAAAUCAGACUCACAGAGAAAUAGUCACGGAUCAAGAAGAUAAGGUUACUGUAAAGCAUGCAGAGAAUGGAGCAAUUGGAGGACCAGAACCAAUGGACAUCUGUACAACAUCAACAUCUCAGCCAUGUGAAAUUCCUAGUUCGGAUGUGACAAUUUUGGAAGGGCAUACUUCAGAGGUGUGUGCUUGUGCAUGGAGUCCUAAAGGAUCUCUUCUUGCAUCAGGGUCUGGGGACUCAACAGCUCGUAUUUGGACUAUAGCAGAAGGGAGAUGUAAUCCUGAUUCACAGAAUGGUCCUUUGAAUGUGUUGGUGUUGAAGCAUCUUAGGGGUAGAACAAAUGAAUUGAGUAAAGAUGUCACUACGCUUGAUUGGAAUGGGGAGGGGACACUUCUGGCAACUGGUUCAUACGAUGGGCAAGCAAGAAUUUGGACCACUAAUGGUGAAUUGAGGAGUACAUUAAGCAAACACAAGGGACCAAUAUUUUCUCUGAAGUGGAAUAAGAAAGGCGAUUAUCUUCUGACUGGAAGUUGUGAUAAAACUGCGAUUGUGUGGGAUGUGAAGGCAGAGGAAUGGAAACAACAAUUUGAAUUUCAUUCAGGUCCCACACUUGAUGUUGAUUGGCGCAACAAUGUGUCUUUUGCCACAUGUUCCACUGACAAUAUGAUAUAUGUUUGCAAGAUUGGUGAAAACCACCCUAUGAAAACUUUUGUUGGGCACCAGGGCGAAGUUAAUUGUGUCAAAUGGGAUCCCACAGGUUCAUUGCUGGCCUCCUGUUCUGAUGAUAUAACGGCAAAGAUAUGGAAUAUGAAGCAGGAUAAGUAUCUUCACGAUUUAAGGGAGCAUUCCAAGGAGAUAUAUACUCUCAGAUGGAGCCCCACUGGCCCUGGUACAAAUAACCCUAAUCAAAAAUUGGUGUUAGCUAGUGCUUCAUUUGACUCAACUGUAAAGCUUUGGGAUGUGGAACUCGGGAAACUCAUCUACAGCUUGAAUGGACACACACAUCCCGUAUAUUCUGUUGCAUUCAGUCCCAGUGGUGAGUAUUUAGCCAGUGGGUCUCAUGACAAAUCUGUGCACAUAUGGUCAUUGAAGGAAGGCAAGAUCGUCAAAACAUACGCUGGCAAUGGAGGCAUUUUUGAGGUCUGUUGGAAUAAGGAGGGUGACAAGAUCGCUGCAUGUUUUGCUAAUAAUACAGUUUGUGUUUUGGAUUUCAGAAUGUAAGAUCCUGAGAAGCAUCAAGUUCUUCUGGCUGUUGCAUUAAAUUCUUUCUUUUCCCUCCUUUUUUGUGAGAUUGGUGGAAAUGUAUUUUGGGUGGGUAGGUUUCCCAUUUUAACCAUAGUUGUAGGCAUAGCUCAUUGUUCUUGGACCCUGUUAUAUUUUGCUAUAUCAUUUAGUGAAAAGUAAUUUGUAGGAGUGCAUUAUUAGUAAGCAAAAAUGUAUAGAUUUAGUUGGACAAUAUUCUGUAUAAUCGUCGUUUGAUCUCUCUAGUAUGUAUCUAGUUGUCUUUACUCUUCUA